Molecule: messenger RNA, 683 nt
Organism: Drosophila persimilis
Lineage: Eukaryota; Metazoa; Arthropoda; Insecta; Diptera; Drosophilidae
Gene: Arl8
Product: ADP-ribosylation factor-like protein 8
Exons: 4
Coding region: 33-593 (186 amino acids)
Biological process (GO): anterograde axonal transport; protein transport
Cellular component (GO): lysosomal membrane
Molecular function (GO): GTP binding; GTPase activity
Source: RefSeq, a predicted model, not a curated record
AAAAUAAAAAAGCCCAAUAGAACAGUGCAAAUAUGUUGGCACUCAUAAACAGAAUCCUCGACUGGUUCAAGAGCAUCUUCUGGAAAGAGGAGAUGGAACUGACGCUGGUGGGGCUGCAGUUCUCGGGGAAGACAACGUUCGUCAAUGUUAUUGCAUCCGGCCAAUUUGCUGAGGAUAUGAUACCCACAGUAGGCUUCAACAUGCGAAAAAUUACACGAGGCAAUGUAACCAUCAAGGUCUGGGAUAUUGGCGGCCAGCCCCGUUUCCGUUCCAUGUGGGAACGGUAUUGUCGCGGCGUCAAUGCGAUUGUCUAUAUGGUGGAUGCGGCUGAUCUGGAUAAGCUGGAGGCCUCUAGGAACGAGCUGCACUCGCUGUUGGACAAGCCGCAGCUGGCCGGCAUUCCAGUGCUCGUGUUGGGCAACAAACGUGAUCUUCCAGGAGCGCUCGACGAGACUGGCCUCAUUGAGCGAAUGAAUCUAUCGAGCAUACAGGACCGUGAAAUCUGCUGUUACAGUAUUUCGUGUAAGGAAAAGGACAACAUUGACAUAACGCUGCAGUGGUUAAUUCAACAUUCGAAAAGCCAAAGUCGUUAGAUAACUAACACAAACCCCCUCUACACACACACACACACAAAAACAUAGGAACUGUAUCUCACACAGAAAAACUACAUAUAUAUACGAAAA